AUGGUGUUUGAUGGUGAAAUUCCCGGCCAUCUAGGAAAUCUCUCAUGUUUACGGCAUUUACAACUUGGAGGUGUAUCCUUAACACCAAAUCAAUUGACGACGAAGGAUCUCAGGUGGAUUGUUGGACUCUUUUCUCUAGAAGGCCUAGUUCUGUUCGGGGUGAAUCUCAGUGCCGUUGAAGAUGGGUUAAAAGCAAUUAACAUGCUUCCUUCACUAGCAAGGCUCAAAUUAUCUGGUUUUGAACUUUUCAUCGAUCCUUAUCUUUCACAGGUCAAUUUCACAUCUCUUUCUUCCAUUAAACUCGGUGAAAAUAGUUUCAACAACUACAUGGUCCCUCCUUGGCUCCAUAAUCUUACUGGUGUCCAUGAUCUUGAUCUUAGCUCUAAUAAUCUUUCUAGUCCAAUUCAUGGCCUUUUUGAACAAAUGACCUCUCUAGUUGAUCUUGAUCUAGCAGUAAACCGCUUUGAUGCAUCAACGUUGGGGUCACUUUGCAAUGUGCUGAACCUAGCGCAUAAUAAUUUAACAGGAUCUAUUCCUCAUUCUUUUAUCAACUUCUCAAUGAUGGUAUCAAGUGAACCAGGAACUGAUCUCUGGGUAUUUAGCGAUUUCACCUGGCUUCAAAACUUCAAGGGAGGAGGAGAACUUGGGUACUCCUCUCGGAACCUUUUGCGCAUUAAAUCCAUAAGCCUCUCAACAAAUAAUUUAGUGGGUGAGAUCCCUGAUGGGAUAAUGGAUCUGGUUGAUUUGCUAACCUUGAACCUUUCACGUAAUCAUUUCACUGGAAGAAUCCCCGAGAAGAUUGGCAACUUGAAGCAACUUGAGUCACUUGAUCUAUCAAUGAAUGAACUCUUUGGAAACAGUGGACUCUGUGGCGAGCCACUCCCAAAUGACUGCCUGGAACAUAAAUUGCCUACGAAAAAUGGGCAUAUUCAUGAUGAUAUAGGCCACGGCGAGUCUCAUUGGUCUUGGUUUUAUGCUGGUAUAGGACCGGAUUAUGCUGUCGGGCUAUUGGGAGUUUUGGGAAUCCUUCAGUUCAAGAAGUCAUGGCGCUAUGCAUACUUCAGGUUUCUGGAAAAUGCCUAUGACAAAAUCUGCGUAAUGAUUGCAUUGAAGGCCAAUCAGCUGAGGAGGAAUUUCCAUUGA
This is a messenger RNA of Coffea arabica (coffee), 1143 nucleotides long. Lineage: Eukaryota; Viridiplantae; Streptophyta; Magnoliopsida; Gentianales; Rubiaceae. The record is from RefSeq and is a predicted model, not a curated record.